UGUUCAGUUUAAUUCAACACUUACUGCAAUUUUCAUUAGUCUAACCUUUCUUCACUUUACAAUUCACAUGGCUUCCGUUAAUCAAGAAUUUAAGUACGACGUGUUCCUUAGUUUUAGAGGCGAGGAUACUCGUUAUGGUUUCACCGGUCAUCUUUGGAAAGCUCUUGAUGACAAAGGAGUCCGAACUUUCAUGGAUGACGGCAAGCUUCAGAAAGGAGAUGAAAUUACACCAUCACUUUUCAAGGCAAUUGAUGAAUCCAAGAUCGCCAUAGUUGUCCUCUCUAAGAAUUACGCUUCUUCAUCCUUUUGCUUACAAGAACUUUCAAAGAUCCUUGAUACAAUGAAAGAUAAGGCGGGUCAUUCCGUUUUUCCGGUAUUUUAUAAGGUGGAUCCUUCUGAUAUACGAAAGUUGAAAAGAAGUUUUGGAGAAGCAAUGGAUAAACAUAAGGCCAACUCCAGUUUGGAUAAAUGGAAGGUGUCUCUUCACCAAGUUGCUGAUUUGUCCGGCUUUCAUUACAAAGGGGAUAUGCCUGAGCAUAAGUUUAUUGGGGAGAUUGUUGAACAAGUAUUGGGAAUUAUAAAACUUGUUUCCUUACAUGUUGGUGAUUACCUAGUUGGACUGGAUCACCAAAAGCAACAUGUGACUUCCCUUUUGAAUUUUGGGUCAGAUGAUACGGUCCACAUGGUAGCAAUCCAUGGGAUUGGUGGAAUAGGGAAAACAACUCUUGCUAUAUCUGUGUAUAAUUUGAUUGCCCAUCAAUUUGAUGUUUCAUGUUUUCUUGAAAAUGUUAGAGAAAAUCAUGAAAAACAUGGGUUACCAUAUCUCCAAAAAAUCAUUCUUUCAAAAGUAGCUGAGGAGAAAAAGGAGUUAACAGGUGUUCUCCAAGGAAUUUCAAUAUUGGAGCAGAGGCUCAAACAAAAGAAGUUACUUUUGAUUCUAGAUGAUGUUAACAAAUUAGAGCAAUUAGAAGCUCUGGCUGGAAAACACAAAUGGUUUGGCCCCUCAAGUCGAAUCAUCAUUACAACUCGGGACAAAAAGUUGCUAACAUGUCAUGGGGUUGAACGCACAUAUGAGGUGAAUGGGUUGAAUGACAAAGAUGCUUUGGAGUUGGUUAGAUGGAAAGCUUUUAAAGAUGAAUUUAGUCCAAGCUGCAAUAACAAUGUUUCAUUAGCACAAAUGCAUGUUUUAGAACGUGUCGUAGCAUAUGCUUCUGGUCAUCCACUUGCUUUGGAGGUCAUGGGUUCUCACUUUUAUAAUAAGACAAUAGAACAAUGUAAAGUUGCACUAGAUCAUUAUGAAAAAGUUCCUCAUAAAAAGAUCCAAACGACACUACAACUGAGCUUUGAUGCUUUGGAGGACAAAGAUAAAUUUGUUUUUCUUGACAUUGCUUGUUGCUUCAAAGGAUGGAAAUUAACAAGGGUCGAAGAAAUACUUCAUGCUCAGUACGGUAAUAUCAUGAAAGAUAACAUUAAUGUGUUAGUGGAAAAAUCUCUCAUAAAGAUAAGUGAGUCUGGUAAUGUGACAAUGCAUGAUUUGGUAGAAGAUAUGGGGAAAGAAAUUGUUAGACAAGAAUCACCUGAAAAUCCUGGAAAACGCAGUAGAUUAUGGUUCUCUGAAGAUAUAAUGCACGUUUUAGAGGAAAAUACAGGAACAAAUCAAAUAGAAAUCAUACGUUUCGAUUGUUGGACUAGAGUAGCAUGGGAUGGAGAAGCUUUCAAGAAGAUGGAAAAUCUCAAAACACUAAUUUUUUCUGAUUAUGUUUUCUUUAAAAAACAUCCCAAACAUCUUCCAAAUAGUCUAAGAGUGCUGGAAUGUCGCUAUCCUUCAUCAGGUUUCCUUGUCGCUCUUUCUUUGUUUAACUUUCCCACAAAGAAGUUUCAGAAUAUGAGAGUUUUGAAUCUCGAAGAUGGUAAUGGUUUAGCACAAAUACCUGAUAUAUCUGGUCUACCAAAUUUAGAAAAACUUUCAAUUAAAAAUUGUUGGGAACUAAUUGCAAUUGAUAAAUCGGUUGGUUUUCUAGGUAAACUUAAAAUCUUGAAAAUAUGCAACACUAAAAUCAAGAGUGUUCCACCCCUCAUGUUACCUUCUCUAGAAGAACUUGAUCUUUCAGGAUGUAGUAUUCUUGAGGGUUUUUCACAUGAGGUAGAUGGGUUUGGUGAUAAGCUUAAAACCAUGAGUUUUAGAGGUUGCAGGAAGCUAAGGAGUAUUCCACCUCUCAAGUUGAAUUCGCUAGAAACCCUUGAUUUUUCAUCUUGUCAUAGGCUCGAGAGUUUUCCACUUGUGGUGAACGGGUUUCUUGGAAAACUUAAAACCCUGCUUGUUACAAAUUGUUACAAUCUUAAGAGCAUCCCACCUCUCAAGUUGGAUUCAUUAGAAGUACUUGACCUUUCAUGUUGUUGUAGUCUUGAAAGUUUUCCAUGUGUGGUGGAUGAGUUGUUGGAUAAACUUAAAUUCUUGAACAUUGAAUGUUGCAUCAUGCUUAGGAAUAUCCCGCGGCUUAGGUUGACUUCAUUGGAACAUUUCAAUCUUUCAUAUUGUUAUAGUCUCAAGAGUUUUCCAGAAAUAUUGGGAGAGAUGAGAAAUAUGCCAGGAGUCCUCAUGGAUGAAACUCCCAUAAAAGAAUUGCCGUUUCCAUUUAAAAAUCUUACCCAACCUAAAACAUUAUGUGAAUGUGGAUAUGUUUACUUACCAAAUAGGAUGUCAACACUGGCUGAAUUUACCAUCAAGAAUGAAGAAAAAGUGAACACAAUGCAAUCUUUACAUGUAAAGUAUAUUUGUGUCAGGAGGUGCAAUCUUUCAGAUGAAUAUCUGUCAAAAAGUCUUAUGUUAUUUGCUAAUGUGAAAGAAUUACACCUAACUAGUAAUCACUUCACAGUAAUUCCUAAAUCUAUCGAAUAUUGUAAAUCUUUGUGGAAACUCGUCUUGGAUGAUUGUAAGGCACUUCAAGAAAUUAAAGGGAUUCCUCCAUGCUUAAGAAUGUUAUCUGCACUAAACUGCAUAUCAUUGACUUCGUCGUGCAAAAGCAAAUUACUAAAUCAGGAAUUACAUGAGGCUGGAAACACUUGGUUUCGUUUGCCACGAGCGACAUUUCCAGAGUGGUUCGACCACCACUGUUUGGCAAGAUUGUCAUUUUCUUUCUGGUUUCGUAACAAGUUUCCUGCCAUAGCUCUCUGUGUUGUUUGUUCAUCGACAUUGCACGAUUCUCAACGUCCUGUAAGAGUGGUCAUCAAUGGCAAUACAUUUUUCUAUACACAUGAUUCGAAGAUAGAUAGGUCAUCACGGCCGGACAUGUAUCAUUUGCAUCUUUUUCAUAUGCAAAUGGAAAACUUCAAUGAAAAUAUGGACAAAGCACUCUCAGAAAAUAAGUGGAAUCAUGCAGAGCUUGAUUUUGGACUCUCAUUCCUGGAAAGUGGAAUCCAUGUAUUGAAAGAGAGAAGUAGCAUGAACGAUAUUCGAUUCAUCAACCCAAAGUAUGAUGUGUUCACUCGGGAUUUUGAAGCCAUGCUACCACCAGAGUCCUUUAACUUGUCAGCAGAACUUUCAUCAACUUCCAAUGAAAUUGCACCGUUGCUGAACAACUUACCUUUGAGAUCAUCUUCUAAAAGGCACUUUUCUCAUAAGAAAGAACACCAUUGCUUGAUUAUGUGAGUAAUCUUAAUGCAGAAAGAGGCGACGAGAAGGAAUCAUUGUCAUUGUGUUUUCAACCAAAUGAUAUUAAUAUACAAGUGUAUAAGAUCUCACCUCCACAUUUUGUAGCUAAAUUGUCUCCUCGACUGAUAGUUUGUUGGCACACACACCCGUGCAGUCGGUUGUUGAUCGGUUCUUAUGUUAACCUUCAGAAAAUGAUUGUGCAAUAAUCUACAUCUUUUUUUAAGCCUGCAAAAAGAGUGCUCCACUUUACACUCAUAGAAGGCAGUGAUGAUUUGGAGUCCAAUGUGGUUCAACUUCGACAUUGUGGAAUUGCUCAUCAAUAAAUAGAAAAAAGAAAAGAAUUGUUGAGUUAAUUGAAUCCCAAACAGGAGCUCUUGAUAAAUUUAUUGUAAAAGAAACGCAAGUUCCUAUUGAUGAUAAUGCUAUUUCUAUUGAUGAUAA
Messenger RNA from Medicago truncatula (barrel medic), 4093 nucleotides. Its product is annotated as disease resistance protein RPV1. Gene Ontology annotation, biological process: defense response; signal transduction. The coding region runs from base 68 to 3649 and encodes 1193 amino acids. NCBI's taxonomy places the organism in Eukaryota, Viridiplantae, Streptophyta, Magnoliopsida, Fabales, Fabaceae. The transcript has 6 exons. The record is from RefSeq and is a predicted model, not a curated record. Gene Ontology annotation, molecular function: protein binding; ADP binding.